AUGACAGACGGCUGCAUUUGUCAACUUACAGCAGCUUUGGCUGCCUGCAAAAGACCAGGUCCACAUUCUCCAUGGGUGCUAGGGGCAAAUGCAAUAGGCCGGAGUGCUAAAACUGUUCGGGAAUUUCUAGAAAAAAAUUACACAGAAGAUGCAAUUUCAAAUGACAACGAAGCUAUCAAACUAGCAAUAAAAGCUUUGCUUGAAGUUGUGCAGUCUGGCGGAAAGAACAUUGAACUGGCUAUCAUAAGAAGAGACCAACCUUUGAAGAUGUUUAGUGCCAAAGAAAUUGAAUUGGAGGUAACUGAAAUAGAAAGGGAAAAGGACGAAGCAGAGAAGAAAAAGUCAAAGAAGUCAACCUGAUGUCCAGGAUCACUGGAAGUUCACGUUCUCUGUUGAUUAGAGUUUCUUCCUGAGCUUUUAGAAGAAAUCGGUGAGUUGGAACCAACCACCGAGUUUUUCUACGUUCAUCGUCAAGAAUGUCAGUUGUUUUCAAGCAUAGUUAAUGGAAAGAUUUUCUUUAAAGUUCCUCAAUUCCACAUAAGUCUGAUACUAUACUGUGAAACUUGCAUAGUAUUGUUGCUUUUCUUCAUAGAAAACUUUUUCUAGGGAAAAAGAUGAUUUUUAAAGUUAGUGAUUUUUUGAAGUUUGCCUCUUCUCUGUUAGUUAAGGAGCUAGUCCUCUCAAAAUAAGCUGAACCCUGACUUGCA
Rattus rattus (black rat) is the source of this 707-nucleotide messenger RNA. Its product is annotated as proteasome subunit alpha-type 7-like. The coding region runs from base 1 to 360 and encodes 119 amino acids. The record is from RefSeq and is a predicted model, not a curated record. The transcript is spliced from 4 exons. Lineage: Eukaryota; Metazoa; Chordata; Mammalia; Rodentia; Muridae. Gene Ontology annotation, cellular component: proteasome core complex.